Pygoscelis adeliae (Adelie penguin) is the source of this 5268-nucleotide messenger RNA. It is a transcript of the gene ZNF541, whose product is annotated as zinc finger protein 541. The record is from RefSeq and is a predicted model, not a curated record. The coding region runs from base 1 to 4074 and encodes 1357 amino acids. NCBI's taxonomy places the organism in Eukaryota, Metazoa, Chordata, Aves, Sphenisciformes, Spheniscidae. Gene Ontology annotation, cellular component: transcription regulator complex; histone deacetylase complex. Gene Ontology annotation, molecular function: transcription corepressor activity. The transcript has 17 exons. Gene Ontology annotation, biological process: regulation of transcription by RNA polymerase II; negative regulation of DNA-templated transcription.
AUGGACCAGUACCCCUUCGGCGACGAGAGCGCGGUCCAUUUGGAGAUGCAUCUCCCUGGAUUUUCCGAAAGCCAGGGGCUGGUCUGUAGCGAGGCCCUCAACCACGAUUUGUGCCUGGAUGCGAAAGAUGUGAUGUACGGAGGGCUGAGCGGUGCCCUCCCACCCGCCGAUGCGGCCAGCGACGCUCUGGAGGCCGAUUUAAACGUGCUCCCUCUGUACCCGGCGAAGGACUGCCACUCUGUUCAGCUCCUUGAUGAGUCUGACUCGCGGCCCUUGCAGCACGGUGAGCGCGCUGGACUCGGCGUUCUCUGUUCGGAGGAGGCUGGAGGAGGAGGAGGAGGAGGCAGCGGCAGAUCCGCGGGGAGAGGAAAGCGUCCCGGCUUUCCUCGGACCUCGCUGCCGGGCUGCAGCCGCUGCGGGAAGGUGUUCGGCAGUGCCAGCGCUCUCAGCAAACACUGCCUGACUCACAGCCAGAAGCGGGAACACGUCUGCACCGUCUGCAGCAAGGCCUUCAAGCGGCCGGACCACCUGAGCGGACACAUGUUGACGCAUCGGAAAAUAAAACCUUUCGUGUGCCCGGAGCGAGACUGCGAUAAGAGUUACUGCGAUCACCGUUCGCUGCGCCGGCAUUACGAACUGCAGCACGGCUUGUGCCGCUUGAAGGAGGCUCCCAAGGAAGGCGCCGGGGGGGAAUCCCCGCUUCUUCCCGGUCCGUAUAUCCAAGGCUGCGGGAAAUCGGUGGACAGACUGACUGCGCGCUCAGAGUCGGGCUCUUUCCCACCCGAAAGAGACCCGCUCGGGUGCGCUGCCAACGGCUUUGCGAACCAGAAGCUCCCCUUGGCUGCCUUGCCCGCCGCAGAGCACGCGGGUGCUGCCUGGACAGAUUCCUCCCCAGCGAGCCAGGCCUCUUGCCUCACGUCUAACAGCAGUGGACUUUCGGAGGCUGCAGGAGGCAAUAUAUCGAAGGAUCGCCUCUCUUGCCAAAAGAGCGCCGCUUCUUCCGACGUCUGUGCCGUAAUAAGUCCCAGGAACGUGUCUGUGAUCGCGCCGGCUGAGAACGUAGUUACCAACCUGACCAGCAGGUCUUUUAUUUCAGAAGCCCGGCUCUCCUCGGAGCCCGCGGGGCUGCAGUGUUGUCCCGACGGCGCCCUGCCUUGUUUUCCUGUGUUCGGAGGGCAGAAGCCGUCUGCAAACCAGUCAGGCAGUAACUUUCAGUGGAUAAGAAACGUGCCGGUUUGUGCUAAACCCAAAAGGGAUAGCGUCUGCCUUGCCCGCAAGCCGCCUGUCGCAGCGCAGGGUGUUUCGGAGGGGUUCGCCGGACCUUCCUGCGCCUUCUCGGCCGCGUACGAGUGUCCGGAUGCUUUGUCUUUCCCCGUUGCCCCUUUUAAAGCUGAAGAGGACGCGCCGAGUGAGUCGGCCCUCGGUUGUUUUGAGGAAGCCUUUCAAUCGGCGAAACCCCACGACUCCCACCCGUGGGAGAACGCCGGGGAGUUGAGUUUUCCGGAGGUUUGGAAACACGGUGCGCUGCAGAGCGAGACCAGGCAGCUCUUCCCGAAACCCCAGGAGCCUGCUGAGGGCCUGGAGCAGCUGCAGGUGCAGCAGCACCUCUUCCGGGUGAUCGCCAAGUCUCAGCAGCUCCUGUCUCACUCCCAGGCGCUGGCUCCGUCCCCGCUGGUGGCUCCCGAGGCCAAGCACCUGCCAGCAAACCCCCUCCAAGCGGCGUUUCAGCAGCCGCCCCCCUUGGCUCCCCAGCUUCCGCAGCCGACGGAGUACGAAGGGCCUUCCACGUACCUCCAAAAGGCCGUACCCCAGUUCCAGGGCGUUUCCUCGGACGGGGAGAAACAAGGACCGCAGGCAGCCCCUGCCUUUCAGUCCCCCAUGAAAGAACACGGGGGAUUAAGAGACUCCUCUGUUCCCAGCCAGCUCCAGCAUGGAACGCGUGGAAGUGCCGUGGGAAGCCACUCUUCUGGGAGGUCGAAUCAGCUGGAAAACAAGGCUUCUGCAUUUAAAAAAGAGAGGAGUAAAGAUCGUAGCACAGAGACGGGCGGGAAACCGCCGGCGGGUGCUGGCCGGUCUUGGCGUCUGCCUGCCGUCCGCAGGGAGAGGCUGACUUUUGGCCUGAGCUGCGCGGCUCCCCCGAGCCAGGUGGCUAUGGCGUCCUUCUCGUCGGCUCCUGCGGCCGGGGGGACGCGCAGGCUGACCAUUUUCAACAGGAUUCAAGGUGGAAAUAUCUACAGCCUCACGAACGCAGCAGAGGAAGAAGACUCGCCAGCUGGGUGGCUGCAUUCGCACGGGGGAGUUACCCGCAAACGACGCGUCUUCCCGCUCACGGAGUGGGAUCUGUCAGAAAUCCCGCCGUGCGUGGAUCGCGUGGUGGCGAACGGAAAUCCGUCUGGCGGUUUCAACGCAGGCCGUUCUGUUUUGGUGUCGCGGUUCAAAAGCGACAAAAGCAUCGAUAAGAGCGGUGCUGCUCCUACUGAUGGCAGCGGCGGUGAAAGCGGCUUUCUCCGCAAGGACUGCGGUCAGCUGUUUUACACCGAGAGCGGUCUGGAGAGCCACGGGUGUUUUCGUGGCGAACAGUGGCGUCCACCACAAAGGAAGGAGGAACAGCAGGUGUGCGAUGCCGGAGACGUAAACGCUCAGGGACUGUCGCUCCGGGCGGCAGGAGGUGGAAACUGUCCCUCAAAACCCGAGGUGCCUUUAGAGGACGUAACAGCGGCUCCGCUCGUGAUUCCCGUCUCGGUGCCGGUGACGGCUGCGAACUCGCAAGGAGGGAAGGAGGUUACUGAAAAGGAGAGCCCGGAUGGGAAGGACCUGGGAGAAAACUUGCACCAGAGAAAGAGGCAAACGCGGCCAAAAUCGCUCUUUAUCCCACCUCCGCCGGCCCCUGAAGCCCAGCCGGGGAUGGGAGGGUGUUACCAGAGUAACCUUCGUUCGCCCGUGUUCCUGGUGGAUCAUCUGCUGAGAGACUUGUUCCAGCGCUCUCCUUACACGCCGCCUCCGAUGCUCAGCCCCGUGCGGGAGGGAUCAGGCCUCUAUUUCAGCACUCUCUGCUCCUCCUCUGCUAACGGUGAUCCCAACCAGCUCUUCACUGCUGUAUUAGGCAGAAUGGACAGGGACUUUGGAUUUUGUCUGAUGAAGGAUAACACCAAAAUCAGCAUUCGGCCGCACAUCAACGUUGGAAGCCGAUUCCAGGCGGAGGUGCCGAACCUCCGGGAUAGAUCACAGUUGGAAAAGGAUGAACAGGCAGCGUCGUUGGUGUGGAAGCCCUGGGGAGACAUCGCAACUAACCCGGAAACACAGGACAGAGUAACAGAACUGCUCAACAUGGCCUGCUCCAGCGUCAUGCCGGGGGGAGGAACGAACCUAGAGCUAGCCUUGCAUUGUCUGCAUGAAGCACGAGGCAACGUUCUGGAGGCUCUGGAGAUGCUGCUUUUUGGGGCGCCUCAGAGAUCCGAAUCCCAUCCUCUGGCUAAUUAUCGUUACGCAGGUUCAGAUACUUGGACGCCUCUCGAGAAGCAGUUGUUUAGAAAGGCUUUUUGCGUACACAAGAAGGAUUUUUACCUGAUCCAGAAGAAGAUUCAGACUAAGAAUGUGUCCCAGUGUGUUGAAUAUUACUAUAUCUGGAAAAAAAAAAUUAAGUUUGACUACAGUCGAGCUCAAGUAAUAGCAAAAAAGGUCAAGAGAGACAAGGAUGAGGUGGAAGAGGCUGAAGAAAAGGCUGUUUGCAGCCCGAAGAAGAGGCACCGUCUUCUGCCUAAGGAAAGCAUGAAGAUAAAGCAGAAGAGCCAUAAAAAGAUGCCCUGCAAUCUGCGUGAGUCUUCGUACCGGGCUGGAAGUGCCGACGAUGGGGGCGUAUUUCCCUGUAGAGAGUGUGAAAGGGUGUUUGACAAGGUAAAAGGUAGGAACGCUCAUAUGAAAAGCCAUCGCCUGCAGGAGCGGGUAGAGCCUCUCGUGAAGAUUACGUGGCCCUUGAAGCAUUUUAAAAGUGAGGCAAAGAUGGAAGAAACCCAGAUGCUGACCUCCUCGAGCGGUAACUGGGAAACGGUGGUUUCGGAGCAGCAACGAGGUUAGUUUCCUCUGCUUAGAAAAAAAGACACAGACCUUCCCUAGCGUCGGAGCGGUGGCUGAGCUCUGAGGAGGAUUAGACGACAGGAGGUUGACCCCCGCUCUUCAGUCUAAUCCGUCAGGAGCCCAGCGGCAGUCGCGCCGAUGCUGAAAAGCCCCCUCGGCUUUUCCUGCCGUGGAAAAGCGCUCGGUGAGGCUGCCGAGAACGUUCGCUAAAGGGCCUCGGGAAGAAAAGCCGCAACUUUGUGUGUGUAGGGUGUUUUAAAAACUUCCUUGGGUUUUCUCGGCGGUUAGCGCCAACGGCUGGUGUCGGGUUUGGCAAAAAGGGAUGGGAAGGCAUCGAAUGUUCCUGACUUGUAUCAACACUGCAAAGACGUGUGCUAAAUGAGGUACGCGUGCCUGGCGUGGGGUUACAAUUAUGCACGGCUGGGAAAACACGCAGCUGUCAGUGGCUGUAACAUAGCUGUUGUACAAAUACUAGAAGCUCUUGACUUCUGCUUUUGCUUAAAGAAGUCCUUUGCCUCCAUUUAAAAGGAAAGUUGGCUGCCCUUGGCCCUCACUUCUUGCUAUCAGUUUCGGGGUUUGGUGUUGCUAGAAAGAAACAGAACAGGGAAAUCAAUGGGAAAUUGUCAUCGUAUUUAAUAUCUCGUUUUGCCAUAAAGGGAUAGUCAUGCACAGCAUUUCGGAUCUCGACCAUAGCGCUCUGCUGAUCCAAGUAAGGUUUGGUUUUGGGGUUUUUUUUAAAUGUGUUUUCUACUUAGCUUAUUAAACUGGGUUCUUGAAUAGCAGGUGUAAAAGUUCUUGGACUGCCCUUGCUGGUUAUGCUAUAAAUAAUUAAAUAGUUAAAGCAAAGUUCGUUACGCUUGGUUGGUGGCGCGGGCACGGCAUGCUACCUGCACAUCAGUCUCGAAAGAAGAACCCGGGCACGUGCUUCCGCGGGCCCGGUCCCUCGGUCGGUGGGCAGGGGGCUGUAGAGACGGAUCCUUAUUGUCCCUGAAGCUCUCUGGAAGGUUUAAAGCUGGGGACCGCAAACCCGUCGAGCCUGGGGACCGAUCCAGGCUGCAGCUUGCCCUUGCGUCGAAGCUCCUUCACUUUCCGGUCCAAACGCAAACGUUUCCUUCGUUUUGCUGUGGCAAAAUCCGAGGCACCGGCUUUUGGCGCCCGCUUCCCGCAGGGUGAGGGACGGAGCGGGGGCUGCGC